GUGCCUGGUUGCCCUCUACACUCCACGCCGAACAUACGCCCAACCUGCGCUGCGCUGCGAAUAAAAACACCUGCGAGCACCCCGCGCACCGAAUCGUCGUUGUGCAGCACGACUGAGGGGUUGGCCUGGGCACAAUGGUAGAAGACAGCGCGGCGCUCGGCCGCCAACACGACAAUAAGUUCCUCUCCAAGCACCGCUGGCGGGCGAAGAUCUUCUCCAAUGACGAGAUGCUGGCCAAGGACACGAAGCAGAAGCUGAAGCUAGGCGAGAAGUCGAAGCUGGAUGACGACGUCAACGACUUCCUCAGGCCGUCCACCGACAAGGCCCACGCACAGAAAGAAGCCGCCGCCGCCGCCUUCCUCGCCGGCACAAACAAACCGCGGAUCGAUGUCGCCAAAGCACAGCGCUGGCCCGGCGCGAGCGACUUAGCGGGAAAGAGCCCCGGCGUGGGAGGACUGCGCACGAGCAAACAGCCGCGGCGUCAGGGCUUGAUGGUGAGCUUUGCCAGGACACAGCCCGAGUUCAUUGGCGAAGGCGGCGAUGAGUGCGAGGAGGCUGUCAUUGAGGUCGCUAAGAGGAGGAAGACGAACAGCAUGUCGAGUCUAGAGAAGCUGCAGGCGCAGACUCACCACGACGACAGCAACCUGGGUAUGCGGAGCCCCAAGCUCAAUGGCAACAGCAGUGGCAGCUCCGAAGCAGCGCGGAGGAACAUCGUGAAGAGGUCGCUGACGUCUCACGGGGAGCUGUCCCCCCCCCUCAAACACAAGCUGGACAUGGGGAAUAUCACCACUCAUGCGAGUCCAGCACCCCCACCCCCGCAGAGGCUGGGUGCGAUGGGCUUGGGGGAGAGGCCGAAGCAACUGCAGCGAGCGCCGACAGGCUUCGAUGCUGUCGACGAUGGAGUGUCCCGACCGAGCUUGGAUUCUACUUAUUCGUACGAUUCGGAGAUGGCCUCACCUGUUAUCUCGAUGAAAGCACCUAAUCUGGCUCCAACCGCUGAAGAGGAGGAAGAAUUCGUUCCCAAACCGCUCAAGCGAAUGCAAACGGGGUGGCAAGACCAACAAGCUGACUCAAUCGCCGGCUCUGUACCGCGCCUACCAGAAAUGAAUCUGAAGGACGAUGACUCGCCUUUAGAGUCAAGUCUAAACAAGCACUUCUUGGAGAGUGAGCCAACAGAUCCAAACUCGUUUUCAGCGAGAGUCAUGCAUAAGAUGCGAGCAGAAGAGGGGAGAGCACUACAUGAGGCCAUGAAGCAGGCCACAGAAGGGUCGAAGCGCGAUUCGGAUUCUAGCUCGAAUUCGGUUCAGCCCAACUCCUUCCAAGUCGGAACCCCACCUUCAUCAUACAAUGUUGCUUCAGCAUCAUCGUACGGACAGACACCGCCGAGAAUACCCUCACGCGAUCCUCCCAACGGACCGCAAACUUUAGAUGCCGAAGAUCCCCAUCGAUCACAUGCUCGUCGACCAUCACCGGCUCGAAGACCUAUGCCUCCUGGAGCGUUUCCACUGGAUACCGAUCCCCGACCACCAUCCUCCUCCUCAUCUCAAUAUAAUUCAGCGGUAUCCCGAUCUCGUGGUUCACCUACUAGACCUACAGAUCCCUACUCGGCUACCUCAAUUCAGCAAACACCUUCUACUAUGGAAAAGAUCCCAUUUUCGGCAUCGUCGAACAGCCAGAGCUCAAUCCUACCGACACCACCUCAGUUUGAGAAGGGUCCCUACUUCAGCCCCGAGCCACCAGCAGAGAAGCCUCCACCUCCUCCUCCGCAUGCCCAAGAUCCAGGAAUGCAAGUUGCUACUCCAUACAAGCAAGAUGCUGGAAUUCAAGUUGCACCUCACCACAGGCAGGAUGCAGGAAUGCAGGUAGCGCCACAUCACAGGCAAGAUCCUGGGAUGCAGGUCGUGGCUUCUCUUGAGCGCUCAGACACGAGAUCACAAGGGGAAGUUGCCUUCGGAGAUUUUGCGGAGCGUGUGACGCAUAUGCAGGGCAUUUUUGGAUUAACUGCACAACUGGGUGGGCAACUGUAUGAUCACACACCAAUGCAAUGGAUAAGAGUUGCCAUUUGGUGGUUUCUAAGGGGUCGUGCUGGUAUGGAGAGUUUGAUCAGGAGCAGGCCGAAGACUGGAGACACUCAACCGGAACGCCUCACCCAACCACACGUCGACCUAGCCAAAGUGUGGUGGAUUCUCACCCAAAUCAUUUCCAAUCAUCCAGCAUUGCGAAGAUAUAGUGGAAGAAUGGAUGCUGGGGCAAGGCUGGCCCGAGAGGCUGGUGACGUGGCUACGGCAGAGGUUUACGAGGCCCACGAUGCAGUACUGUCGUCCUUGAAGAUGCUAUUAGCAUCGAUGAAGAGGCAUCAGGUUAUGCCACCCACACAAGCGCUUAUUCAGGGUCAGGACCAGUCGAUCUGGAUCCAGUAUCCAAACUUUGCACCAGAUGUGCGUGCUGUGCUCGACGGAAGCGCCUCGAACAGUAUCAAGGCCAACGGAUCUGGAUCGGCCUCAGUAAAUCCGACUUUCUAUAUCCCGCUCGGGGAUACCAAAUCCGACUUUUGCUACUUCCGCAUGUUUGUCAAUGCAAAACUGCAUACCGACAACAAGGCAGAACCGGAGUCGAUGUCCGCGGUCAUAUCUGUGCUUCGAAGUCGGGAUGACUUCAAGGUCAAGCUUGCAAUUUGCAGUCUCACAGACCUCAUCAAUGUCCUGAUACAGUCGAACAAAGAUUUGGGACCAACUUGGAGCAAUAUCGCAUGGAAUUCGAAGAAGCGAGCAAUGUCGAUCAGCCUUCGACAUGGAUUCACUCUCGACCUUGAAUUCACCGAGGCGGACUUUCGCAGCUUAUGGGCAAUCGUGGAUCACACGAAUCGAGUCGAAAGCAGACUUCGGGAACGCGAAGACGAGCGGCUAGUGUACAAACUCACUGCUCGAGGCAUCCAAUAUAAGGAUCCGACAAAUCCAGGGGCGUUCCCACCUGAGCACGUCAAGGCCUGCAAGGUCCUAGUCUUUGAGAAGUUUGAGCGAAGUGAUCAAGGCACGGGGAGGAGGCGAUUGCAUCGUGGCUAUCGAUUAGUCCUUGUCACCAACGUCAAGAAUCGAACACUUAGCUGCGUCAACCAUGAAUUGGGGACUAAUCAAGAACCGAUCAACUUCGAAUACUACACCGAAAAAACCGAUAAUGCGCCCGGUAUGAUACUCCGCCUCAAAGAGGAAACCUCGGACAAGAAGACUAAGGUGUGUACGAUGAUGAUGGUCUUCAACGACAGCAAGGAACGUAAUCAUCUCUUCGGCACUCUUACCUCAAUGAAUCAGCAUUCGAACGAAGAUGUCUGUGCCCAGGUGCCACUCAAGGCGUUCAAUAUCGAAAGUGCAGAUCCGGCGGAGGGAUUCAGCAAUAGCGGGAAGGAUGUACUCAAGAGGUUGCAGUGGCAGGAAGUCAAAGCGUUAAAUAAAAACGCCGAGAAGGCUGGGCUAGAAAGCGCACCAAUUGUCAUGAGUGAAAGUCUGAGGCUCGUGUGUAAGCAUGGCGCAGGUAGUGUGACGGACCGGAUGAAUCUGGGUCCUGGUGAACUUCUCGUCCGUCUUCCAAUCAAUGGUGCAGCAGAACUCGUAUUCCUCCGCAAUCCCCAACAAGAUAUUGCGGUUGCUAUUGAUGCCAGGCGUACCGAGAAAGACAUUCCAGAUGCGCUAACCGAACUUCUCCGAACACUAACUGGAGCCUCCACGCUGAGGACUCUGACUUUUCAUUCCUUUAAGGAUUUGCAUGCUUUCCAGCUAGCCGUGACGGGAUUUUCUGUCAAGUUUGACGGUAUCGCCUCAACAUUCUCCAUUUCCCGCCGCCGCAUGGUCGUCCCCAUCUAUAAACAAUGGACCGCCUCAAAUAUUCGUAUCCAAAUCGUUACACAAGACAACAUCAUCCAACUUCUCGCCUUCUUCGAGGACUUCUCGCACGCCGACGCCAUGAAUUUCCAGCUCAAAACCAUGGACGUGUUCGAGAAAACGGAUAAAGGUGGUAAACCCGGCAUUCGCCUCGUCGACGCCAAGUUCGCUUUGCCGGUUGAGGAGCGCAGAGGUGAGGGUAAGAUGGGUAAGGAGGAGGGGAGAGUUAGCGGCUGGGCAGGAAUGAAGAGGAAAUUUGUUUGUCUGGAUGUUAUAGAGUAUCCCGGAGAGCAUGACGAUAUUCUGAUCCAGUUUGAGAGUGCGGAUACACGCGAUAAGUUUGCCGACGCGUUACCUUCCGCAACGGUUGAGCGCAAGUUCACCAUCAAGAGGAAGAUCUAGGGCAACCUCUACAUCUCGCACCUUCACGAAAGAUCGUCGCCAUGCACACCAUACCCAAGGCUUCAUCCAGAACCUUACAGGCAUCAUGUCCGACUCCUUUUACGUACAACUACGAGUGGUAUAUCUUCUUCCAAAAGCACUGUAGUGUUGUCAUACAUAUCGAAAGAUAUUUAUACAACUUUUC
This is a messenger RNA of Lindgomyces ingoldianus, 4461 nucleotides long. RefSeq lists its product as uncharacterized. The record is from RefSeq and is a predicted model, not a curated record. Lineage: Eukaryota; Fungi; Ascomycota; Dothideomycetes; Pleosporales; Lindgomycetaceae. The coding region runs from base 135 to 4277 and encodes 1380 amino acids. The transcript is spliced from 3 exons.